Molecule: messenger RNA, 618 nt
Organism: Aureobasidium namibiae CBS 147.97
Lineage: Eukaryota; Fungi; Ascomycota; Dothideomycetes; Dothideales; Saccotheciaceae
Product: trimeric LpxA-like protein
Exons: 4
Coding region: 1-618 (205 amino acids)
Source: RefSeq, a predicted model, not a curated record
AUGUCGACGAGACCGGCGCCAGUGGCGCGCAAGUCCAACAAGUCGGAAUACAUUGAGACGGAUACUGGAAACAAAAUCUCUCGCAAGGCCAAAAUCGAGGGCAAACCAAACAUCAUGCUGGGCGGCAGGACCGUGAUCAUGGCAGAUGUCUACAUGCGAGGCGACCUGCACCGCUUCUCGAGCUCCGGCGACGGUGGAGCAGCCCAACCUACCACAGCCAUCAGCAUUGGACGAUACACAGUAGUCGCUACAGGCUGCACUUUGAAGCCGCCGUCAAGAAUCAGCCGCGGCCAGAUGGCAUACUAUCCCAUGCGCAUCGGCGACAAUGUCUUCAUUGGCCCCAACUGCCACAUCUCAGCCAUUGCGAUCAGUUCACACGUCUACAUUGGCGCCAAUGCCGUACUCAGCCCCUUUUGCAUCAUCAAAGACAACUGCAAGAUUCUUCCUAACACGGUGGUGCCUCCCAAUAUGGUGGUCCCGGUUGGUAGCAUCGUUGGCGGUAAGCCCGGCAGAAUUAUUGGAGAAGUUGGUGAGGGAUGGGGUGUCGGAGGCGGAGCUUCUGGCGAGACUUGGGUCGAGGGAGGUGAACUGCGUGAUCUGGUCAGGAGUAUCAGAUGA